UGUCUUAACCCAUUUAGACCGGAUCGCGCAUAUGUGUGUAUUUCCCUUUAAGACCGGAUCACGCAUCUAUGCGUAGUUCCCUUUAAAGCCGGUAAACGCCUCUGUGUCAUUUUCAGCGAUGCGGUCUUUUUCAAGGCACAUGACCAGUUAUACUCACUGUGAUUGGCUAAUAUAUACCUGGAGUGAGUGAACGAGAUGCUUGGUGAAUUUUUUUUAAAGAAUAGAAUGUUUGGUCGAAAUACACGUGUAGAAUGUUAUGCUCGAGCGGCGGGAAAUUUAAAGCACCAGUGAUUGAUCAUGGCUGACAACUCAAGUGAAGGAAGUGACAUUGAAGAGGGAAUAGAUGCAGAAUAUCAAGUACAAGCAGAUGUGUUAGCAGAUGGAUUAGAGGAAGAUGACUUAGAUAGAUUAGUUUUACCAUCCGAUCGCGUAGUUAGAGAGCAGUGGAUACAAGCGAUGUUUGGGGAGGAAGAGGGGGAUUUGUGCGAGUUUGCCGGCUUCGGGAACGAGUGGAAAAGUGACAACUUUCACUCGCGGGAGAAAAUACCAUUUAAUCGCGAACCUGGCAUAAAGAUAGAGCUGCCACUGCCAGAUGUUAUAACACCAGUACAGGUGUUCUCCCGUAUCUUCACGGAAGACAUGUGGAUGCGUCUUGUAACGCAAACAAAUUUAUAUGCUGAGCAAACACGGAGUGCAACUCCAUCAAACAGCAAGUGGGAGCCUGUGACGAUCGUCGAAAUGAAGACGUUCGUGGGACUUUGUCUUGCCAUGGGAAUCAUUGAACUGCCAUUGCGAAGAGACUUCUGGCGUCAAAAGAAGUGGCUUUUCAGAACAACCAUCCCACAAGCCAUGUCAAGGGACAGGUUUGCCAUCAUCUGGAGGUAUCUCCACUUGCAAGACAACGACGCCAUUGAUGUGGACCGCACUGAUAAGCUCUGGAAAGUCAGAUGGUACCUCGACUACCUGAAAGAUCGUUUCCAGGAACUCUAUGAAGUGAAUGGCUUCGUGAGUGUCGAUGAGAGUAUGGUGAAAUUCAAGGGUAGACUCUCUUUCCGACAGUAUCUCCCUCUCAAACCCACCAAGUGGGGCAUCAAGGUGUGGGUCAUGGCUGAGAGCUCCACUGGCUAUGUGUCAAACUUCCAGGUCUACACUGGACGUAAGGCGGGGGGGAGUGAGAAGGGCCUUGCGCACCGUGUGGUGAUGGAUCUGGCAAGACCAUACUUUGGGUCCCAUCUCUCCAUUUAUAUGGACAAUUUUUAUUCUGGGGUGCCGCUCUUCGAAGACUUGAGUGCUCAUGGCCUGGAUGCCUGUGGGACCAUUCGGUCCAACAGGAAAGGAAUCCCCACGAAGCUUGCUGCCAUGGCCAGGCAUCAAUACACGGUGCGCCAGAAGGAUGACCUGACCUUCUGUGCCUGGCAGGACACGAAGGCCGUUUUGGUCCUGUCAAACCACCAUGCACCAACGGCAACAGGGACUGUCAAAAGGAGACAGGGAGGAGAUGUCCAGACAGAGGUCACAGUGCCAGCAUGCCUCUCCGACUAUCAGAGGAAUAUGAAGGGGGUCGAUCUGUUGGACCAGAUGGUGGGCUACUACACCAUCAAGCAUCGGUCCAAGAAAUGGUGGCGGAGGCUCUUUUUUUAUUUCCUGUCGGUCAGCUGCUACAACGCCUACAUUGUUGCCAAGAGAGCAGGAGCUAACUUCAGUGGCUACAAAGACUGGCAGGAGGACCUUGCACAGGAGCUUGUCACCCCUGUGACAGCAAGGAGUGCUCCUCAGUGCGCCACAGCACCUGUCUCAGCCUCAGCCCAGCACGACUGUGAGAAGAUCUUUGAGAAGAGAAAGAUCUGCAGGGAAUGUUCUCUGGCAAAGAAUGGCACAGACGCCCGUCCUGGUGCGACAAUUUAUGGAUGCAGGCAGUGUAAUGUGCCCCUGCAUGUUGAGUGCUUCGGAAAACAUGUCCGCCGCACUUGAUGAAAUGGAACAUUUAUGUUUAUGUGCAAUGUUUUUGUUCAAACUAAACCUCUGUUUGUUAUGGGGUGUUUUACCAAUGGGUUCUGUUCUCUGUUUUGUUCAGGGUUUUAAUGUUAAUAUUUAAUAUUUAUAAAAUUGUGACAUUGAAUGAAAUAUAAUGAAAUAAAAGCAAAUCUGUUUUUUCAAAA
Eleginops maclovinus (Patagonian blennie) is the source of this 2159-nucleotide messenger RNA. Its product is annotated as piggyBac transposable element-derived protein 4-like. The record is from RefSeq and is a predicted model, not a curated record. Lineage: Eukaryota; Metazoa; Chordata; Actinopteri; Perciformes; Eleginopidae. The transcript is spliced from 2 exons. Bases 298 to 1971 code for a protein of 557 amino acids.